Molecule: messenger RNA, 1061 nt
Organism: Helicoverpa zea (corn earworm)
Lineage: Eukaryota; Metazoa; Arthropoda; Insecta; Lepidoptera; Noctuidae
Product: protein FAM151B
Exons: 5
Coding region: 154-1005 (283 amino acids)
Source: RefSeq, a predicted model, not a curated record
CAGUUUAUAUCCAAUCAACUGGACAGUUUGAUUGGGCAAUUUUAUAAUAAACAGGUGCUAGGGUACGCCAGUCAACCUCUGGACGGGCGGGAACAUCGUCAAGUACCAUUAUAUUAGAAAAAAACUCUCUGAGUGAAAAAAAUAAUAGAAAAAAUGAUACGUCUGCUCGUUUUGGCCGUUGUGGCCAUUACGGUGAGGUCAGAGGAAGAACCAAUGAAGAACUUAACUACUAUAUCCUGGGCUCAUGCCGUCAAUAACAAAACAUACCUACAAGCCGCGCUAUCAAGCACAAUAAACAUGCUCGAAGCUGACAUCGUUCUAGGCACAGUGGUGGGCAAGGAUGGCCCGCCAUUACCCAUCAUGGCCCAUCCCCCAGCCACCACCUCCGACCUGACGCUGGCCGAGUUCUUGGAGACGGUAGCCCAGCACAACUUGAAGGAAACCAACCCUGGAAGCAAGAAGGGAGUGAAACUGGACUUCAAGAGUAUAGAGGCGUUUGAGCAGAGCCAGGACUUGAUUGGGCGUCAUCAGACGUUACCAAUCUGGCUGAACGCCGACAUCCUCCCUGGUCCAGUAGACGCCACCACAAAGCCAGUAGACCCUGCGAAAUUCCUGAAGCUUGGCUCCAAGCACGUCUGCGCCGUCCUCUCCGUGGGCUGGACUACCAACUAUGGAGGGAACAUUACAGAGGGAGAGUAUACCAGCGAACAGAUCGGUACCAUGCUCAGGAUGAUCAAUGAGAACCAUAUCAAUCAGACUGUGACUUUCCCUGUACGUGCAGGCCUCGCAGCCAACAGCCAGCCAGUGAUCCUGGACCUCCUUCGAGAAACCUCAUCCCUCAACUCCAGCAUGACAGUAUGGUCCAGUGAAGGAGACCACGUGGAGGUAGACCGUCUCCGGGCCCUGAUCCUCACGGUAGGCCUGGAGAGGACCUACCUGGACGUGCCCCAGGACUUGGCGGGGAAACUCCACCUGCCCCCACCUGAUGCGAAGGCCAAGAACUAAAUGUAAAGUUGUAGAAAGUUAGUAAUUAUGAUUACAUGGUGUUUUAUUUUGACAUA